UAACUUUCUUGAAAUCCUAGAAACAUAACCUGUAUGAAACGUAAAUGUGUAAUUUAUAUAAACGUUUAAUGUUCAGUAAUAAUUAUAAAUACAGACAUACAAAAUGUCGCGAUUAAUAGUAAAAAAUUUACCAAAAAAUGUUACAGAUACAAAAUUAAAGGAACUUUUCAGUGAAAAAGGUUUAAUAACAGACGUACAAUUAAAAUAUACGAAGGAUGGCAAAUUUAGACGAUUUGCUUUUAUUGGACUUAAAACAGAAGAACAAGCUACAGCCGUCAAAGAAUAUUUUGAUCAAACAUGUAUUGACACCUGCAAAAUAUCCAUUGAACAGUGUGCAAGUUUAGGAGAUUCUUCUAAACCCAGAGCAUGGAGUAAAUAUGCGCCUGAUAGUUCAAAGGGUAAGAUUCAUAAUAAAGACUCUACUGAGAUAACAGAAAACAUAGCCAUAGUAGACGAAGAGAAAGACAGAAAUAAAAAAGGUAAAAAAGAAGAAGGUGUACAAAAGGAAAUCAGAGAAGCAUUGGAAAAGCACAAAGAUGAUCCUUUAUUUAUGGAAUUUCUUGAAAGUCAUGCAACUGAUAAGGCUAUAUGGAAGAACGAUACAAUAUUGGCAACUAUUCAAACUAAAGAACUUAGUGAUAAUGAGGUCAAUGAUAUUAAAUCUAGUGAUCAGUAUAAUGAUAAAGAAGACAGUAAGGAAGAAGAUGAUGAGGAAGAAGAGAGAAAAGAGAAGGAACCAAAGAUUGCAGACAAAGUUAUAUCUGAUUUAGAGUACAUGGAAUCCCUAAAAAGAAAAGAAAAGAAUAUAGAAGAAAGGAUUCCGAGUGACAAGAGUAAAUCUAAACAUGGUUCUAUAAAAUUGUUUACUGUGAAACUUCGAGGAUUAGCAUAUAAUCACAAGAAAAAAAAUAUCAAACAAUUUUUUCAUCCACUGAAAGCAAAAUCAAUACGAAUAUCACCAAAAAUUAAGGGUAUUGCUUAUGUUGGUUUCAAAACUGAACAGCACUUGAGGAAAGCAUUGCAGAAAAACAAAAGUUUUUUAGAUGGGAGACAAAUAUUUGUAAUGCAAUAUGAAGCAAAAGAAUAUAAUUCUGAUGAAGCAGAAAACAAAGACGAUAACGUUAGGUGGAAGAAACAAUUAGAAGCGUUAAGAAGUGAAGAAAGCAUCGCGGAAUCUGGAAGAAUGUUUAUCCGAAAUUUAUCAUAUACAAUAACGGAAGAUAAUAUUCGGCAGUUAUUUGAAAAAUAUGGUCCUCUAAGUGAAGUUAACUUACCUAUCGAUCGCACAACCAGAAAACCAAAAGGUUUUGGUACAGUAGCAUUUUUAAUGCCCGAGCAUGCGGUUAAAGCAUACAGUGAAUUAGACGGUUCGAUUUUAGACGGAAGAAUGUUACAUGUUCUUCCAGCUAAAGCGAAAUCCGAUCCUAUGGAAGAACUUGACAAAAAAGGAUUAACUUACAAGCAGAAGAAAGAACUGAAAGCUAAAAUAACUGCGGGAUCAUCACACAAUUGGAAUACUCUUUUCCUUGGUCAAAACGCUGUAGCAGACACUAUAGCUGCUACUUAUAAUACGACGAAGGAAAAAGUGCUUGAAGAUGGAUCAAAGGGCUUAAGUGCCGCUGUUAAGUUGGCAUUGGGUGAAACACAAUUAGUUCAGGAUUCCAAGAAAUUUUUGGAGGAAAACGGAGUUUGUUUAGAUGCAUUCAAUCAACCACCGAAUAAACGAUCGAAAACUGUGAUACUGGUAAAAAAUUUACCUGCUGCAUCGCCGGCACAGGAAAUUCGACAAUUAUUUGCACGACAUGGUGAAUUAGGGAGAUUUGUAAUGCCACCCUCAGGAAUUACUGCUUUGGUGGAAUUCUUGGAACCUUCUGAGGCACGAAAAGCAUUUACACAAUUGGCAUAUACUAAAUAUAAACAUUUACCACUUUAUCUUGAAUGGGCUCCUGACAAUAGUUUUACUACCCCUCCUCCUGCGGGAAAAAACAAAGCCACAGAAGUUGGGACAAACGAGAAAAAUAACAUUAAAGAAGUUGACAAACAGGCAGAGGAAUUUUCAGAAAGUAUAAACGAUACAAAUAAGGCUAAUAAAGAAGAAAGCGAAGAUGAAGAUGAACCUGAACAAGAAACAACUCUUUUCGUAAAGAAUAUUAAUUUCACGACUACGGAAGAGCAGUUAAAAACGUAUUUUGGCAAAUGCGGUGCUCUUCAUUAUGUCUCGAUAGCAACAAAGAAGGAUCCAAAAAAUCCUGGCGCUAAACUGUCGAUGGGUUAUGGAUUCGUUAGAUAUAAAAGAAAAGUAGACGCGGAUCGAGCAUUAAAAGUCUUACAAAUGACAGUGCUAGAGGGAAAGACUUUAGAACUCAAACGUUCUGAACGAACGCUAACAACUGAUUUAAAGAGUGCAAAAAAGACAUCGAAGGUAACGGCUCAAACAGGCACGAAAAUUUUAAUAAGAAACGUACCAUUCCAGGCAACGGUUGAAGAAGUAACUGAACUAUUCAAAGCGUUCGGAGAGUUGAAAGCGGUGCGACUGCCAAAAAAAUUGGUUGGUGUUGAAAAGCACAGAGGAUUCGCCUUCGUAGAGUAUUAUACAAAAAGCGAAGCCAAGAAAGCGUUUAAGGCUUUGUGUCAAAGUACUCACUUGUACGGUCGAAGACUGGUCUUGGAAUGGGCUCAAACCGAAGAAGGCGUGGAAGAAGUUAGGAAGCGAACCGCUAAACACUUUUAUCAAGAUGAACCGGUUCAGAAGAGCAAAAAGGCGACGCUAAAUCCAGAAGACGUUGGUUUGGAAGAUGCCUCAUUAUGAGUUAUUUAUAAUACAUAAAGAUAAUUUAUUAUGAGUUAAAUUGUUUCUCAGAUUUUGUACAUAGCAUUGACCGAGGAAACAAAGAAAUAAAUUCACGAAGUACACGUGA
Bombus terrestris (buff-tailed bumblebee) is the source of this 2918-nucleotide messenger RNA. RefSeq names its product probable RNA-binding protein 19. The coding region runs from base 104 to 2809 and encodes 901 amino acids. The transcript has 15 exons. NCBI's taxonomy places the organism in Eukaryota, Metazoa, Arthropoda, Insecta, Hymenoptera, Apidae. Gene Ontology annotation, molecular function: RNA binding. The record is from RefSeq and is a predicted model, not a curated record.